AUGGGUUUAGAUGAAGCGCAUUUUUGAUAUAGAAUAGGAGAAUUCAAAACACAAGCGCGGAAAUAUAGGACACAUAAAGAGGAAUAAAUAAAGGUAUUUUAAGAUGCCGAGAAAAAGAGCAACAAGAGCACAGGGUGCAAAAUCCAAGCCAAAGGUCCAAAUUGACAGUGUUGGUGAAGAAUUGACAGACGAGGAAAAAAACAAAAAGCUUGAUGUCUAUCUGCAAGAUUUAAAAAUUAAAGUCAGCGAACAAAAUAAAAUAUUAGCUAAAGAUUUGGAGAAUAUGUUGAGCUUGAUAGACAAGAAAUUUGUGUGGGACCUAUCCCGCUUGCCCAUUGCUGUCAGAAAGAUGACCCUUGAAGAUUUUAUAAGCUGUGGUGGGACCGUUGAUUUAGCAGAAAAAAGCUUAGAUAUACAGGAGGAUAGCAUGAGCUCUUCAGUCCUAUCAGCUAAGAAAAUUGGAAAAUUGUCCCAUCUACAACCACAUAUAUUUGAAACAAUUUCUGAGGAGGAGGGAACAACACCUAGUUGCACAUUUACACAGCCAAGGACAGCAUCAAGAAGAGGAAGACAACCAAUGAAUACACCCAUGUCUCAUAUGAUGAAAACCCCAGCCAUGGGGAGGAGUAUGGCUGCCACAGGGUGGGAAACACCUCUCGUCACACCUAAGUUUGACCCCCGGUUGCCAAUGACAGGGAAUAUGAAACGAGCAGCCAGACCUGGAGAAAUCAUCAUGUCAAUGGGGGGUAGCCCCAUCCAGAACCCCACUCGUGGGGGCAAGGGUAACAUAAGGAAGCGUGGAAAGACAUUAACUGUGGAUGUGGACCCGCACUGUGAAUUAGAAAAUUUGGUGAUACCGGACAACAUACCUAAAGCUCAGCUUACACAAUUAGUGGGAGUUCUUCAAGACUUCAUUAAAAAAGCUAAGAACUAAAAGUAAAACUUUCCUAAGAUUGGAAAAAUAUUUGUACUUAAAUAACGAACCAUCGAGAUGAUGAACUGGAAUUAGAAGACAAGGGACAUAUCCUUGAAGAUUCUAAUGUAUUAGGAAUAUGAGGCUGGAUCCUGUACAGCUGUUAUGGCGAGUGUUUUGUAUACUAGUAGGUUCUACUAUCACUCUAGUAUAACUAGUAACUCAGCAUUAAGAGUUGUUCCAACCGGUAUGUUCUUGCAUCGCUUUAGUACAGUUAAUAAUCCAACAGUAAGAACUUGUGUAUGGAAACCUUGUAUAGAGUUGUUCCAACUGGUAUGUUCUUGCAUCACUCUAGUACAGUUAAUAAUCCAACAGUAAGAACUUGUGUAUGGAAACCUUGUAUAGAGUUGUUCCAACUGAUAUGUUCUUGCAUCACUCUAGAACAGCUUUUAUAUCCAAUAAUCUGUACUUAUAUAACCUGACGGCAAGACGUUCUGUAUGGAAACUUCAUAGGGUUCCAACUAGCUGUGCUUAAUGUUUCUGUUCACUGGUAGGUUAUACUGCUUUAGUACGGCUGCUGUCCAGAUGUUUUUGUAACAAGGAAACAACAUUUGUUAGCAUUUUUGUUGAAAUUUAAUCGACAUGGAUCGGCUUAUUGCCAGAUUUAUAUACAGCACAGCUAGUCGUUUUGUCAGUGGUAUUUGUGUCACAUUCUCAUAACUUCACAAGUGGAAUGCUGCAAACUACUGAUGAACAUCGGCUAUGAACACAUUCAGUACCACAUGUUGGUAGCUGAUAGGUAGGAUCCUAGUAUACCAAUCUUCAAUACCAUGUGUUGGUAGCUGAUAAAUAGGUUACUUGAAUACCAAACUAUGGCCUCACUAAUUAACAUCAGCUGAUGGAGAACAAUGUAUGGGCAAUUACACAUGAGUCUAUUUGCAAGAUGAUCAUUUUUUAUGCUUGUGUUCAAAUUGUUUUUAAAUUUGUGAAUUAUUUUAUCAUCCUUCUUGCAAUGCACUCAACAUUGAUUUUAAUUAGACAAAUAAAACAAAUUUUAUGCAAACAACACAUCUGACAAUUGUGCUACAGGUCAAACACAUUGUAAUACAUCAGGCAGACACAAUUGUAAUAUUUUGAAUAACAUUACUGGACAUUAAUGUCAACAUUCACCAACAUUGUAAUGUGUGCUACACUUGACCCACGGGUGAUACGCAUAAUGUAGUGCAAUCAACCGUGGAUAUCCGAAGAUACAAACAACAAUGUUAUAUACCUUAACUAACAUUUUCCGUGUCAAACAACCUCGUACAGCAUGGUAUCUACUGACUCCUGUUUUAGUUCUGUAUGGUUUCCUUUCUACUCUCCUGCUAUCUAUAACCAUUCCUCACUUCAUCUCUUCCUUUAAUUAGGUAACCCAACAUUUAUUCUUUUAUUAUAUACAAGAAACAUGUUUUAUAGAUGAAACACCAGAGAAAUACAUACAUUACACCUGAUAGGUAAACAAUUUUAUAUGUCUGACAGUGUUACACGUUAAACAAAUAAUGUGUCAAACAACAUUUUUACAAUAACAUUGAUGAGAAUGUACAUGUUUAGUGUAUGGCACAUGUAACAGGAAUACAGGCGAGUCUGUUAAUAAGAGCAAACGGUGCUUGGGCGGAGAAUUUACAAAUUAAGGCAGUGCUUGGCAUGUUCUUGUUGACUGCUUCCCCAUUCUCCAUCACUAAAAUGGAUUACUUGGAUGUAUGAUUUUUUUUCCAAAUAAUAUUCUUGAAUUUUGAUAUCUGAAUAAAUGGUCAAAUGUAAGUUCAGACUAAAAGAAUUUGUAUAAGUUUACAAUGUAUUAAAUGUGCUUUUUUUUUUUCAUUUUACACAUGACCACACCUACAAGUUAAAAGGCAGAAUGUUGGUCUCUAGCUUAUUUGGAAUACACCUAGUAAAAUAAGAAAACUUUGAUUAAGUCCAUUUAAUUUAUGCCAGUGGGUUUUUUUUGCUAAUCAUCAGAUGAUGGGCUAUUCAAAUUGCUCUUUGUUAAUCUAUAAACAAUCCUUGUUAUCAAUAUUUCUUAGUAGAACUGGAAGGAUAUUUCUCCAACUCCAUGUGUAGGUUCCUCUUGGUCCCUAAUUGUGCCCAUUAGAUUUGAGUCCAAAUCAGAAUAUGGCCAACAGGUGGCCAUCUUUGAUGUUGACAGUUGAAGAUUCUUAUCACUAUUUCUUGAGAAAUAUAGGAAGGACAUUUAGUUUGAUCAGAAAACAAAAUGGCCAAUAGGCUGGCAUCUUAUAUCUUGAUAGUUGAAAUU
Pecten maximus is the source of this 3206-nucleotide messenger RNA. RefSeq names its product borealin-like. Gene Ontology annotation, biological process: mitotic sister chromatid segregation. The transcript is spliced from 10 exons. NCBI's taxonomy places the organism in Eukaryota, Metazoa, Mollusca, Bivalvia, Pectinida, Pectinidae. The record is from RefSeq and is a predicted model, not a curated record. Gene Ontology annotation, cellular component: chromosome, centromeric region; chromosome passenger complex; spindle midzone. The coding region runs from base 104 to 934 and encodes 276 amino acids.